Molecule: messenger RNA, 2214 nt
Organism: Blumeria graminis f. sp. triticale
Lineage: Eukaryota; Fungi; Ascomycota; Leotiomycetes; Helotiales; Erysiphaceae
Source: the annotation of a GenBank genome assembly
AUGCGUCCACUUCUCGGUGACGAUGCCCUUGUAGGGCGGUCGCGCAGUAAUGAUGAUACAGUGCUAAUACAACCCACACCAAUGACUUAUUUCUUGACCGAUGAGAAAAGCAUGAAACAACCAUCAUCUCCGCACCCAAUAUUAAACCCGAAUUUAAGUAUGGUUAAAAAAGACGGUGCUGGGCUUGAAAGUUAUGAAACUACGAGUCUCCUUGCUGGCGAUAUAGACGAUUCCUACGAGAGGCCACAUGUGACGAGGCAGAGCAAGAAGAAUUUCGGAGAGGAUCUGACGGCAAAUCUUGUGGAAGACCAAGCUGAAGGAAUAUCUCCUUAUUCAAGCCCCUCAGCAAAUGUUAGCAGAAAUGCUUCACCAUCCCGAACAUUUCAGAAUACCUUAUCCAGACCGUAUACUCCUCUAUCUUUUCAUUCACCCGCUCCAAAUUCUUUAAUGAGCAGUCCUGGCUCCCGUUUGAAUUUUAAUGCGGACAGUUUUCCAGAUGACCCCUCAAAUCAAGUCAAAAUAUCAAAUUUGGUUCAAGAGCAAGGAAUAACUCUACAAUCAACAGACUGUAGUGGAGCACCUCAACUCGUUAUGCCAAGUCUCAAAAUGCCCAGCCGUAGACCAUUUACAGAAAAUGGUAAAAACAUGGGCCGGCUAAAGAUCCUAGUGGCGGGGGACUCUAAUGUUGGCAAGACCUCUCUCUUGAAAGCAAUUGUACAAACCUGCGAAGAUAUUGUUCAUGUAGACUCUAUAUGUGUACCCACUUCAUCCAAGCGAGAUAGGCAUCGAAAUAUUUCGAAUCGCAAAAAAUCAAGAAGUGGUAACUCGAAUUCUGAAGCAACUUCGCAUAUAACCGAAAUAUACGCAAGUACUAAGCCAUAUCCAGCGUGGUGGUCAGAUUUAGAUGAAUGCAGGAUACUAAAGCGGCGAAACUCGGGAGAGAUUGUGUUGGAGAGAAAUUUGUGUUUUGUCGACACCCCAGGUUACGGUAACCAAAAUUCGCAAUUAGAAUGUGCUUCUUCCGUUAUAGACUACAUCGAAGCUCAGUUCAGGAAAAUUUCCACUUUCAAUGGUCUUAGCGAAUCUGAAAUGAUAAACAUGCUCAGCGGGAAUGGAGGAGCCCAAGUAGACGUGGCAAUAGACAUUGAGUAUCUGCGCAGGCUAUCCCGGCUAACAAGCAUAAUCCCACUUAUAGCUCACGCGGACGUAUAUUCCGAGGAAGAAAUCUCAAUAAUAAAGCAAAAUAUACAUAGUGAGCUAAGAUCAGCUGAUAUUAAACCAUUUAUCUUUAGAAUUCAAUCAGAGCAAGCUCGAGAUUCAACCCAAACGUUUAGUCCAUUCGCCGUAUCUAGCUCUGUUUCAAAAGAUCUUCAAACUAUGGACGCUAGCCUUUUAAUGUCCCCUGAUUAUGUACAGCCAUUGGUAGACUCUGAGCUCAAAGAUUUGGUUGCUCAGCUAUUUGAGCAUGACACUAUUUCCUGGCUACGACAUUUGGCGGCAAAAAAAUAUGUUCACUGGCGAAUUUCAUCUUUACUAGACUCUACUUCCCAGUCUCUCUCCCAAAUUCAUCCAAUUCCAUUGAUGUCUCAAGUUCUUACUGCGCCAGUGGGAGCUACUACAGCUUUUGCACUGGCCCGAAUCACCGAUCAUACCCAACGAGAAGAACGUAUCGCUCAGGUACGACUGGCAAACUGGGCUGCACAACUUCAGCGCAGUCUUCAAGAUGAGCGCAUUCAUUUUGAAGACUUGGCAAGAAACGAUCGGGCUGUUUGGCUAACCAAACGUCUCAGCGAAUGUGUUCAAGACGGUACUAUUAUUCCAGUUUCACGAGUCCGCAAAGAAAAGUUUACAUUGAAUCCAGAUUUAAGUGCUGUGGUAAAACCAGGCUCAUUUCCCGCGAGGCAAGUCGAGGAAAAUUUUGAUAAGAAUGAUCCUUUAGGCCUCAUACUUCUGAGUCAUAGAAUUAAGCAGAGAGGAUGGGCUAUAUUAAAAAUUGCUGGAAGUUUAGGAAUUAUUAGUGGGCUAGCAAUUUGGGUAACACGUAAAUGGCGCGAAAAUUGGCAAAUCGGUGGAUUGGAAAUGAGGGACUGGGUCGGUCUCCACGUCCCUUACGGUAUAUACAUCAACAGAGAAAACAACAAUGUUUUAGUUACUAUUACGUUUCUUAGAAGAAAUCCAAUUAGCAACGGUGUUAAGAAAGUCGAUUACAUUUGA